UACAAACCCUAGUUCUUGAGAGUUACAAAAAGGAUUGAUCUAGAUUCAUUCUAAAUUAUUGCGAAGAUUGUUGAAGAUCGAGUCAUACCAGGUCCCCAAUUUGAGCAAUGCAGUGGAGUGAAAAAUCGAUCAAGAAUCGGUGAAAACUAGGCUUGUUGCUUCGGAGAAUUUCACAAUUGUCAAGGUUCAGAUCAAUGCCAGAUAUACCUGGGACUUCUUCAGCAAGAAUGGCAGCUUCUGAAACAAAUUCUAGAAGAACAGGUCAACGAAACAAUAGAGUUGUUUGGGAGAAUUUAUCUGAGGAAGAGAAGCUUGCUGCGAUAGAGAGUCUUACUGUUUAUUGCAGGCCUAUAGAGCUCUACAACAUAAUUAAGAGUCGUACUAAAAAAAAGCCAUUAUACCUUCGGAGAUGUAUGGACUACCAUAUAAAGGCUAAGCGCAAGAAGAGGCUUGUAUUGACGGCUUCGUUGUCAUGGAAAGAUGAUGAUAAUCGGGCGCUGUUUCCUUUGUGUGUCUGUCUGGGAAGGCUGGAUCCCAAUACGGAAGCUCGAAGCGCACAAAGGUAUCAUGUUGGUAAGAUAUCCUCAUUUAAAGGACUCUCAGGAGUUGAUGGGAAGGGGAAUACUCAACUCGAAGUAAACUUCAUGCUUCCCGAAUUUGAUAAGUUAGCUGGGGAAGUUAGCACUGCCAAAUAUUGGUUCUUGGUCUUUGCUUCUGCGGGGAACCCAAUUUCAUUAUCUAGAGCCAAUUCGAGCCCGUGGCCUGUGGAGGUGUCUUCUAAUGAAUCAUGGGGCGGAGAGAGAUGUUUAUAUGGAAAAGUAUCUUUGAACUUUCAUCAAGAUAAUGGAAAUGUAUUUCCAUAUUUUCUUUUGCGAAAGCCAGGCAAGAUUAAGAUUGAGAUGAAUUUGCAUCCAUGUAUUUUGACGUAUCAUUUGCAGUAUUGUAUUCAAAGAAAGAGCAAGAUCAUCUCAAUUCAAGAUUCCAGGAACUCUAAGGCUAAAUUAGAGCAAUUUGAAGUCUCAUUUUGUCUUGAAGAAUUUGGAGCUAGGGAAAAAUCUUCUAGCCAGACAAAUACAAGCACAGAAGUAUCAUGGAUUCCGCCAUCUUCAUCACAAAUCCUUUGGUCCAAAGAAGGAAAUGUGGUAUUUUGUUAUAGGUAUUAUAAUAAUAAGUUGCACAGAACGGAAGUAACUGAAAAUUUCUCCUGUACAAUUUGUUUGGAUCGAUGUGCAUCAUACAAGGGAUUAAAAUGUCACCUACAAUCGUCACAUGAUGGCUAUUUCAAUUUUGAAUUUUCGAAUUCGGAGGAUUUUCCAUUUGUCUUUUUGAGUGUGAAGACCGUAAUCAGUACUAUAAAGGAUGUUGGAGCGGGUAUUAAUCCAAGACUACAAACUUUUCUAUAUUGUGCCAAACGACUUAAGCAUAGAGAACCGACUCGUGGUAGAACAAAUGAGACAGACCGAUUGCUCUUUAAUGCUGGAGUUCCUUCACCCGAUGAAUCAAAAGCUAUUAUUUUACAUCCUGGUCCGCGCUGUGUUCCAUCAAUAUUUGAUCAUGAUAAUGGGACACAUGCAAUGCUACAAUAUGACCCUGAAGGGGUUUCAGAUGAAAUUUUACUUCCUGGUCCGGAUUGUGUCCUAUCAGUAUCUGAUCAUGAUGAUGUGACGCAUGCAAUGAUACUAGAUGAUCAUGAAGGGGUUUCAAAUGCAACUUUACAUCAUGAAGGGGUUUCUAAUCGUGAUGAUGGGACACGUGCAAUGCUAUUAGAUGACCAUGAAGGGUCAAAUGCAACUUUACAUCCUGGUCCAGAUUGUGUCCUAUCAGAUGAUGAUGGGACACAUGCAAUGCUAGAAGAUGACAGUGAAGGGGUUACAAAUGCAAUUUUACUUCCUCGUCCAGAUUAUGUCCCAUCACUAUCUGAUCAUCAUGGUGGGACACGAGCAGUGCCACAAGUUGACCAUGAAGGGGUUUCAAAUGUAAUUGUUUUAAAUCCUAGCCAGGAUUGUGUCGCAUCAACGUCUAAGCAUGAUCAUGGGGCUCCUAAAGUGCGGAAAGCUAGGAAGAAAGACAAGUUACCAAUUGAGCAAUAUGACCCAAGAAUCGUUGCCCGGUUUGAGAAGCGGCAGUUCUAUCACUCUCACAAAUACCAGCCUAUGGCACUUGAAGAAGCGCUAUUAGAUGAAGAUAGUGAGGAUGAAAUGAAUGAGGGUGCUCAGGAGAUUGAAGAUCGAAGGAGACUUGCUAUUCUUGAUGCGCCAGACCAUGUGAAAGAGUUCCUAUCUCUGUGGAACGCAUUUAUUAAGAAACAUCGUGGCAGAGUGCUGGCAGAUGGUCACAUAAAUUGGGCUUGUGAAGCUUUCACAAAAUAUCAUUCUGCUGAGUUUGCCCAGUCCAACUCGUUAGCCUGGAAUUGGAGAAUGUUUAUGAUCAAACUAAUUAAUCAGGGUCUUCUAAAGACAUCGACCUUCGUUGCAUGCAAUAAUAUUCUCGAACAAUGCCGGAAGCAGAACCAAGAUCCCCAAAGGCAGAAUCAAGAUCCCCAAAGCUAAAGAAAAUUUAGUUUUAAUUAAUUCCUUCAAAUCAAAACAAACGAAUGGACUUCUCUUUACAAGGUGCAAAUUACUGCCACCGUCUUGCGGAAUCUUUUUAGUUUUAAUUGUUGUCUUUGAUGUACUGUUAUUAGUUAUUACCUUUGGUUGUACCAUAAAUUUGCCAAGGAUAAAAAUUUCAGCGGCAUGGAGCUGAAGAAGUUCUUAAGCUCCCUAAGUUUUUAUAUUCUUGAUUCAUUUCUGUUAAGUGUUUGAAAUUCUGCUAUGCCAUACUUUUUAUUAUUCUUGACAUCAA
Molecule: messenger RNA, 2844 nt
Organism: Glycine soja
Lineage: Eukaryota; Viridiplantae; Streptophyta; Magnoliopsida; Fabales; Fabaceae
Product: polycomb group protein EMBRYONIC FLOWER 2-like
Exons: 24
Coding region: 195-2549 (784 amino acids)
Cellular component (GO): nucleus
Molecular function (GO): chromatin DNA binding
Source: RefSeq, a predicted model, not a curated record